AUGGAGAUGACAACGAAGAUCCGUCUACCCUCGGGGUUCGUCCCAUGGACGUUUAGACACAACCCGAUGUGUACCCAAGAAGGCCAUCAUCACAAUCAGGCCUCAACCAUUUCAAGCGGUGUCUCAAGCACGGAUGAAUUAUCGACUGGUUCGGGCUCUAAUCCGGGGGACAAUCCGACCAACCCUGUGUUUAAAACUCCAGAAUUUGAGAAAUACAACGGGACUAGCUGUCCCGAAGCUCACAUCACUAUGUUCUGCAGACGCAUGGCAGGCUAUGUCAAUAAUGACCAACUAUUGAUCCACUGUUUCCAGGAAAGUCUAGUUAGGGCCGCUUCUAGAUGGUACAACCAAUUGAGUCGUAACCAUAUCAGUUCAUGGAGGGAUUUAGCACAGGCUUUCAUGAAGCAGUAUAGUCACGUGACAGACAUGGCCCCUGAUAGAGUCGUAUUACAGAACAUGGAGAAGAAACAAAAUGAGAGUUUCAGGCAAUACGCCCAAAGAUGGAGAGAGGUAGCAACGCAAGUUCAACCACCUCUUCUGGAGAAAGAAACGACCAUGCUCUUUAUCAAUACGCUGAAGGCUCCAUUCAUUAACCACAUGCUAGGGAGCAUUACUAAAAGCUUCUCAGACAUAGUAAUGUCUGGAGAAAUGAUAGAGAACGCGAUAAGAUGUGAAAGGAUUGAAGCAGGGGAAAGUGCUAAGAGAUCAACCCCGAGAAGGAAAGAGAACGAUAUGAACAACACGUGUAUGUAUAAUAAGCCAGUCACCAUGAGCCAACCAAAGGUGGUGACUACCAGCCAUCAGGGCUCCGCAAGACGGGACUUCAACCCAAGGCCUAACACGGAAAGAGUCCAGUUUACUCCUAUCCCGAUGUCCUACAAGGAAUUGUACCAGAGCUUAUUCGAUGCCCAUGAAGAAGCAGAUGUGUGUGCCUCCGAAGAGAGGUCGACGAAGGAUGUUUACAAAGUCCACCACCCAGUGGUUAUCAUAUCACGUCCAAAAAUGAAUGAAGCUGGGGCACAAGUCGCACCAAAAGUCGUGAUCCAGAAGCCCGUUGCUUUCCCUUAUAAAGAUAGCAAGAGGGUACCAUGGAAUUACAGCUGUAAUGUGAUGAUCCUAGGAAAGAAGAGCCCGGCCAGUGCUUCACAACAAAACCAAGAUGUAGGUUUUUUUACACGCAGUGGGAGACGUUAUGUUCCCGAGGGUACAGGAACCAAAAUUAUCGAAGAAAGAAUCCCGAAAAUAGAGCAAAGGAAAGAAAAGAUGGUCGAGUUCGAAUCGCCUGUCAAUGAGUCAGUAACCGAGAAUGAAGCCAGCGAAUUCUUAAAAUUUUUAAAACAUAGUGAGUACAGCGUCGUUGAACAGCUACAUAAGCAACCAGCUCGCAUUUCGGUGCUAGCCUUACUCUUGAGCUCAGAAAGGCAUCGGAGCGCGUUAAUAAAAGUGCUGAACAAGACAUACGUCGCGCACAACAUCUCUGUCAACAAACUGGACCGCCUGGUCAACAAUAUCAGCGCUGACAAUUUUAUUUUCUUUAACGACGACGAAAUACCACUAGGAGGCAUGGGGUCCACAAAGGCCCUGCACAUUACCACGCGUUGCAAGGGAUACACAUUACCGGGGGUAUUGAUCGAUAAUAGAUCAGCAUUAAACGUCUUACCCCUAUCCACACUGAAUAGGUUGCCCGUGGAUAGUUCCCAUAUGAAAACAUGCCAAAAUAUAGUAAGGGCAUUUGACGGUACUGAAAGGAAAGUAAUGGGGAGGAUUGAAUUACCCCUUCAAAUCGGUCCUAGCACGUACGAGGUAGACUUCUUAGUAAUGGACAUCAAACCCUCUUACAAUUGCCUAUUGGGAAGACCAUGGAUCCACUCGGAAGGGGCAGUGCCGUCAUCAUUACAUUAAAAGCUCAAACUUAUAACGAAGGGUCGAUUGGUGACUAUAAAUGCGGAGGAAGACAUUAUUGCAUCUGUUACCAGCAAUGCACCAUAUGUGAGGAUAGAUGAUGAAGCCAUAGAAGAUUCUCUUGUUCUUUGUAUCUUCCUUUGUACGUACAACAGGUCUUCAGAUAUCAAUGAUGUGAGUGAUGUUGCGACUCAUUCAGAGUCUCCUUUUGAGCAGGAUAUGUGUCUAGAAGGAUCUCAAAACUUUGAAGAUGAUGGAGACUGUAAUUUGUCCCCUGACUUGUUAAGGAUGGUGGAACACAAGGAGAAACAAAUUUUACCCUACAAAGAGACCGUAGAGGUCGUGAACUUGGGAGAUGAACUAGAAAGGAGAGAAGUAAAGAUCGGAGCUUGCAUCACCACAGAGAUAAAGCAGGACCUUAUUGAGUUACUCCAAGAGUUCAAGGAUGUCUUUGCAUGGUCAUAUCGGGAUAUGCCUGGGCUAAGUACUGACCUUGUGGUACACAGGCUCCCCAUCAAAGAAGAAUGCAAGCCGGUUCAAAGAAAAGUGAAGGAUGCGCCCGAUGUUCUGUUGAAAAUAAAAGAGGAGGUCAAGAAGCAAUUUGAUGCUGGUUUCUUACAAGUAGUUAAGUACUCAGAAUGGGUAGCCAACAUCGUCCCCGUCCCUAAAAAAGAUGGAAAAGUACGGAUGUGUGUAGACUACAGAGACUUAAACAAGGCCAGCCCGAAAGAUAAUUUCCCAUUGCCUCAUAUCGACACCUUAAUGGACAACACGACAGGUUACUCACUUUUCUCCUUCAUGGAUGGUUUCUCGGGGUACAAUCAGAUCAAAAUACAUCUUGAAGACAUGAAUAAAACCACAUUUGUGACCAUGUGGGGAACCUUCUGCUAUAAAGUAAUGCCGUUCGGAUUGAAAAAUGCGGGAGCAACAUAUCAGAGAGCCAUGGUAACCCUAUUUCAUGAUAUGAUGCAUAAAGAAAUUGAAGUCUAUGUUGACGACAUGAUCGCCAAAUCUCGGACUGAAGAGGAGCAUGCGCAAGUCUUGAGGAAAUUAUUUUUGAGGUUGAGAAAAUUCCAGCUGAAACUCAAUCCAGCGAAGUGUACCUUUGGAGCCAGGUCUGGAAAACUACUUGGAUUCGUAGUUAGUGAAAAAGGGAUUGAGAUUGACCCAGAUAAAGUCAAAGCCAUACAAGAGUUACCUCCACCACGUACUCAAAAGGAAGUCCGAGGAUUCCUAGGAAGAUUAAAUUACAUCGCUCGGUUUAUUUCACAACUAACUGAAAAAUGUGACCCCAUAUUCCGUCUCCUUAAGAAACACAACCCUGGUGGUUGGGACGAGGAAUGCCAGAAGACUUUCGACAAAGUUAAGCAAUAUUUGUCUAAUGCCCCAGUAUUGACACCACCUAAUCCAGAUAAGCCAUUGAUACUGUAUUUGACGGUAUUUGAAAAUUCUAUGGGAUGCGUACUUGGCCAACACGAUGAAUCGGGAAGGAAAGAAAAAGCGAUAUAUUACCUCAGUAAAAAGUUUACUGAGUGUGAGACGAGAUACUCGUUCAUUGAAAAGUUGUGCUGUGCCUUGAUUUGGACAACCCGAAGACUGAGACAAUACAUGUUGUACCAUACAACUUGGCUGAUCUCUAAAAUGGAUCCUCUGAAGUACUUGAUGGAGUCAACUGCCUUGAACGGGAGAAUGGCCCGAUGGAAAAUUCUACUUUCUGAGUUCGAUAUAGUCUAUGUGAACCAGAAGGCCGUAAAAGGGAGUGCGAUAGCAGAUUUCCUAGCCAGCAGGGCCCUAGAAGACUACGAGCCUCUGAACUUUGAUUUCCCAAAUGAAGAUCUAAUGUGCAUAGCAACCACCGAAGAAGACCCUCAAGAAGGUCAUCCUUGGAAGCUAAACUUUGACGGGGCAUCAAAUGUCGUGGGUAACAGAAUCGGGGCAGUUCUGGUGUCCCCAAACGGAGAUCAUUACCCAUUCACUAGUAAAUUGGAUUUUGACUGCACGAACAAUAUGGCAGAAUAUGAAGCAUGCAUCAUGGGAAUACGUGCGGCCAUAGAACGUAAAAUCAAGGUGUUAGAGGUAUAUGGAGAUUCUGCCCUAGUGAUUUAUCAACUCAAAGGUGAAUGGGAGACAAGAGACCCCAAAUUGAUCAAUUACCGGAGGUUGAUCCUUGAGUUAAUUAAAGAGUUCGAUGAUAUUGUCUUCUACUACCUCCCACGAGAAGAAAAUCAGAUGGCUGACGCCCUAGCAACGUUAGCUUCUAUGAUCAAGGUGAACCAACCAGAGGAUGUGAAACCAAUCCAAAUGAGCAUUUACGAGGCCCCGGCUCAUUGUUACAACCUUGAAGAAGAAGAGGAAAAUGAUGAUCACCCUUGGUACCACGACAUCCUACGAUAUGUGAAGAAUCGUGAGUACCCUAACCAAGCUACUGAGAAUGACAAGAGAACGUUGAGAAGACUGGCCAGUGACUAUGUCUUAGAUGGGGAGAUCCUAUACAAAAGAAGGAAGGAUCAGGUACUAUUAAGAUGUGUAGACGCCAUUGAGGGUAGGAAAAUCUUGGAAGAAGUCCACGAGGGCAUCUGCGGGACACAUGCUAAUGGUUUUACAAUGGCCAGGCAAAUUAUGUGGUUCGGUUAUUAUUGGUCCACCAUGGAAGGAGACUGUAUUAACUACGCCAAAAGAUGUCAUAAGUGCCAAAUCUAUGGAGACAAGAUUAAUGUACCUCCCUCACCUCUGCAUGUCAUAACCUCGCCAUGGCCUUUCUCGAUGUGGGGCAUGGAUGUGAUUGGGCCAAUUUUGCCAAAAGCUUCAAAUGGGCAUCGUUUCAUCUUUGUGGUCAUCGAUUAUUUCACCAAAUGGGUGGAGGCCGCUUCAUAUGCCAAUGUCACUAAAUCAGCAGUUAGUAAGUUCCUGAAAAAGGAAAUCAUCUGUCGAUAUGGAAUACCGGAAAAGAUCAUAUCUGACAACGCGUUGAAUUUGAACAACAGCACGAUAGCGGAUGUCUGCAGUCAGUUCAAGAUCAGACACCACAACUCGUCACCGUAUCGCCCGAAGAUGAACGGUGCAGUCGAAGCAGCCAAUAAGAACAUCAAGAAGAUUGUAGGAAAGAUGACAGAAACUUAUAAAGAUUGGCAUGAGAAGCUACCAUUCGCCCUCUAUGCUUAUCGAACGUCUAUCAGAACUUCUACUGGGGCAACGCCUUUCUCAUUAGUCUAUGGAAUGGAGGCAGUUUUACCUAUCGAGGUCGAGAUCCCUUCCCUUAGAGUUUUGUCAGAGGUAAAGUUAGACGAAGCAGAAUGGAUCCAGUCCCGAUACGAUCAGUUGAAUUUGAUUGAAGAAAAGAGGCUACGGGCUAUUCGCCAUGGUCAGAUAUACCAAAAGCGAAUGAUACGAGCUUACGACAAAAAGGUUCGUCCCAGAGAGUUCCACGAGGGAGACCUAGUACUGAAAAAGAUCCUGCCUAUACAAAAAGACCUCAGAGGAAAAUGGAUGCCGAAUUGGGAAGGGCCUUAUGUGGUGAAGAAAGCCUUUUCUGGCGGAGCAUUGAUAUUGGCUGAAAUGGAUGGCAAGACCUUAUCCAAUCCCGUGAAUUCAGAUUCGGUUAAGAAAUACUUCGCCUAA
Molecule: messenger RNA, 5520 nt
Organism: Gossypium arboreum
Lineage: Eukaryota; Viridiplantae; Streptophyta; Magnoliopsida; Malvales; Malvaceae
Biological process (GO): DNA integration
Molecular function (GO): RNA-DNA hybrid ribonuclease activity; nucleic acid binding
Source: RefSeq, a predicted model, not a curated record